AUGAGUGAAGUAGAUGUUGCCACUGAAGCUGUAUAUCAACAAUCAGAUCAAGAUGAUGAUAAUGAUAAUGAUGGCAUCGAUAGAAGAAACAUUCCUCAAUCAAAGGAAGAACGAGCAUUAAUGAUACAACGUGUUCUCGUAGCUGAACAGCGCUGGUUCCAAAACUUGGAAGUGGUCGAAAUUUUUAUGAAGCUGGAAAAUAUUUUACGGGAAAUUUGUAAAAGGAUGAAUCUAUCUGCUAAAGUGGAUUCAUCAACCAGGCUAGGAGCAGAAAAUCCGACGAAAGAAAAACUUUCGUUGGUGCAACGUUCAGGAGCGGAAGUAUUCAAAUGUUCUGUUAUGCUGCUUGGCGAGAGUAUUAUACAAACUGAGGUGAUAAUCAAAUAUCCGAAAAUGCCUGGUGGCGCUUACCGCGGAGCUGCACAACCCGAUGUGCAGUGGAAAUUGCAGCAGAUGCAAGAUGCUGAUAAUUACUAUGUUCAAGCUCUAAGCACGCUCGUUCGGGGAUUGAAGUGGAUUAAGCAGAUAGCACCUAAUGAUAUUGGUAAGAUAUCAUCCACUGUUAUCACUAUUGUAGCUAAGGUAACAAACCUGAUCAGACAGGCACGUUCAACAUUAUGCAUACCAGAAAAACAUACGUUAUUGGAAUUGUGUAAUUCAACAAUAACACGAUGUUUCAAUCCCCCAUUGCCACCUGAUUUGGUUUUAUCAUAUUAUAUAAUCGCAAAUCGCCUUGUUUGUGCUGCUUAUCAAGUUACAUCGAAAACCAGUGGUAGCCAAGGUUUGACAGUUACCUUAGCGGACUGCUUGCUUCCUCAGCUUGUGGAUGUUUUAUUGUUAACAGAUAAAGCUUUGAACGUAUCGCAACAACUCAGCUAUAAUAUGUGUAUGCUUAUAGAACGGAUAAAUACAUACAGCUAUAUUUGUUCCUGA
Messenger RNA from Cercopithifilaria johnstoni, 933 nucleotides. The record is from the annotation of a GenBank genome assembly. NCBI's taxonomy places the organism in Eukaryota, Metazoa, Nematoda, Chromadorea, Rhabditida, Onchocercidae.